CUUAAAGUAACGAGAGUCAUUAUUUCUUGCGUUGUAAACUAUUUAAUUAAUUUUUAAAUUUUUAUCAUAUAACAUUACAUUUUUAAAUAUUGUUAUUCCAAAAAUCCAGCAAAGAGAAUGUUAUGUGUUAAUUAGUGUGUAGAAACGUGAAAAAGGCUCCAAGAGAAAAAAGCAAACUUUUUAGAAGUGAUUUGGAUUUUUAUAUUUUUGUGAAAACACCUACAGUUUAAACAAAAGAAAAAAGGCAUUGCGUCGCGUCAUGUUCGACUCGACCCAGGAAAUUAGUUUGGAAGUAUGGCAAAAAUGGAUUCUCGAUGCCAUUUCGAAAAUCCGUUCACAAAAACAGAGGCCAAGUGUGCAACGCAUCUGCCAGGCCAUUGGAACACAUCACAAAUUCCACGAGGAUAUUGUGGCUGAGAAGUUGGAGCAAAUUGUGGAGACCGGGGCCGUCAUAAAGGUCUACAAUAAAGGCUUGCAUUCCUACAAGGCGCCCAUGGCCAAGAGAGUGGUGCGCGUGGAAAAGAAUACAAACCUAUGCAAAAUUGUCGCCCGUGCCGUACACGAUUUGGGAGAAUGUGAGGGUUCCAGUAUAAAGAGUAUAGAGAAUUAUAUACAGAAAUUCAAUACCAUUGAGCUUAUUGGAGAAGCUGACUAUAAGACGGUCAUAAAACAGUCUAUUAAAAAGGCUGUGGAAGCAGGUUUUCUCAUACAAGAGGGAAAACUCUACAAAAAGGGACGUUCCCUAACCACGCCAAGAAACUCCAAUGCCUCGGUUGACAUACCAGUGCAAAUUGGUAAUGAUAUCUGCAAGCAUUGUUCGGGCAAUGCUCAGAAAAACUUAAACGGCAUUCCAGAACCACUGAGUUCAUGCAAACAAUGUGGCAUAUCUUUGCAUACCACAUGCGCCAAUAUAGCUGCCAAGUGCAAAACUCAAUCGUUCGUCUUACUGUACAUGCUGGUUACCAAGGGCAGUUCUUGGUAUUGCGAAAAUUGUGUGAAAUGUGCCUGUGGCAAGGGUAAUAAAGGGCCUUGUCUUCUGCAGUGCUUUGUGUGUCAAAAGAAUUUCCAUUUAAAUUGUUUGGACACCAUACCGGACAAAAAACCCAAACAUCCGUAUAGAUGCAGUGCAUGUUUGAAGUUAAACCCGGACGUCUUUCGCAUGGUAAAGGGCAAGGAGUCGCAAAAGAAAAUGGUCAUGGCGAAAAAUCGUAACUCAACAUCUGCGGCUUCGGCUGGUAAGCAAAUAACAACGGUGUCUCCUACAUCCAGGACAAAUAUAAGUGACACCUCCUUAACCACUCCGAAUAGUUCACCAGAAAAGUACUGGCCAGUGACGAAAACCAAAUUGGCAAAGACUACACCAGUUAAGGUUUCCAAUAAUGUGUAUGACGUGGCAACGCCUUCGUCAUUGGCUAAGGUGCGCCAACAGAACGCCGAGAUUGAGGAAGCCUUUAAGCGGCAUCUUUCAGGUUAUCACCAGGAAACUUCAUUGAAGACUAUGAAAGGCCGCAAGAGAACACUUUCGAAUUUGUCAUCCUCCAGUUCGUCCAGUGACAGUGAUGAGGAGCAAAACAAUGAAGAUAGGGAUAAUGAUGAUACCUCAUCAUCGGAUUCCUGCUCCUCUACUACAAGCAGUGGAUCUGAUUCUUCAGAGAGCAGCAGCGAUAGUUCAGAUUGUGAUGACAAUGAUGAGGAUAACGACGAUGAUGAUUAUGAUUCCGAAAACAGUGAGUCCAAAUCGAAUGUCAUGCUGGCUCAGAUUUACAAGAAGCAAAAAUGUGAGGGUCUUCUUAAUGCAUCCUCCACCAUGACUAAGCAUUUGAAUUUAGUUCAGCCUCAAAAAGAGGAAGAAUGGGGGUUUGCGGCUGUAGCAAAAAGUCAUCCGGAUAUAUUCAGCAGCAGCAGUGGCGCAGCUAACGCUAGCACCAGCGUGACAGCAACCAAUAAAAAUGACAUACUAAAAAAUUUAAAACCGGUCAAAAGGAAGCUCACAGACCACUUUGCAAGCCUGAGCACUGAGACGACAAAAACCCAAAACCUUACAGUCCAAGUUAAUAAUUCACCACCACCACAACAGCAGCAACAACAACAACAACAACAGCCUAAAAGUCCACAGAAAUUGUCAACCCCAAGUCCUAACAAUUUAGUAGGGGAUACAAAGCCCAGAGAAGAACAAAAGUUAGAGAAGGAGCCAAUAAAACCACCGGCUUCCAGUGUGGUGACCGAACCAAAGCCCACCCAAAUGAUGAUCAAAUAUAAACCCAAGCCUAGUGCAACAGAGGGAAAUGCUGUCAUCAAUAAAACAACCGAACAGCCUGUGCAAAAGAAGGUGGUUCUAUUAAAAUCUAUGCCGCUUGAAAAGAAGCCAGAACCCAAGGCUGUUGAAGAGGAUGAUGAUGACAUACCGUACUUGUCACAAACUAACAUUAUCAAAUAUAAAAUGAUGGAGGAUAUUGACAUAGCAAAGAGCCAGGAGAAACCGGAAUCAGCUCCCAAAGAGCCAGAAGAAAAACAUCCUUGGGAGGUCACUCCUGAUGAGAAUCCUUUCGAUUCUCAGCCUUUGCCAAAUGGUGUUUCCCAGGCAGACUUUGAUAUCUAUAAAACGAUAAGAGAGCGAGCUCGAAAAGCUAUUGCCGGUGCAAUGGAAAGUCCCAGCAAAUUGAUUUCAAAGCCCACAUUUGUCAAUGCAAAUGCUGAGCGUUGUCCAGGAUCCAUAGAAAUCGGCAAAUGGCAUAUAGAGACUUGGUAUUCCAGUCCAUUUCCCCAGGAAUAUGCAAGACUAACCAAACUCUACCUGUGUGAGUUUUGCUUGAAAUACACCAAGAGUCGCGCUGUGUUAGAUCGGCACCAGAACAAGUGCUCUUGGAAACAACCUCCAGGCACCGAAAUCUAUCGUCAUCAGGAUUUAUCGGUAUUCGAAGUUGAUGGCAAUAUAAACAAGAUCUAUUGUCAGAAUUUAUGUCUGCUGGCCAAGCUGUUUCUCGACCACAAGACCUUGUAUUACGAUGUGGAACCGUUUCUCUUCUAUGUUCUAACGAAAAACGACAACAAGGGUUGCCAUUUGGUGGGCUACUUCUCAAAGGAAAAGCAUUGUGCCCAAAAGUAUAAUGUCUCUUGCAUUUUGACAAUGCCACAGUUCCAGCGCCAAGGAUUCGGGCGUUUUCUCAUCGACUUCAGUUACCUUUUGAGUCGUGAAGAGGGCCAAUUGGGCACUCCGGAAAAGCCGCUAUCCGAUUUGGGCCGUCUAUCAUAUUUCUCCUAUUGGAAAUCAAUUAUAUUGGAAUAUAUGUACAACCAUAGGAACGACAAGAAGAUCACCUUCAAUGAAAUUGCCGCUGAGACUGGUCUUACAGUUGUCGACAUUGCCUUGGCUUUGGAACUGUUGAAUUUCAUAAAAUUGAGGAAGAACGAGGACGAUAUCCACUAUCACAUCAAUAUACGAGUUGAUUGGAAGAGAGUAACUGCUCACAACGAGAAACUCCAAAGGCAGAAUAAUCGCAUACAGAUUGUGCCAGAAAGACUUAGAUGGAGCCCAUUGCUAACCCAUGUCAAGAAUCAAUCAUUGGACAUCUCGGGAAGGCAGAGUUUGUCGCCUCGCAAGAAUAUAUUGAAAAUGGUAGACGAUUCGAAGAAAUCUUCUCCAGCCAAUAACUAUAUGGCCCAGAAGCAAUCAAAAAUGACAACAGUGAUUGCCAUAAAGAACACUGCAGUAGCGGCAGUUAAGGAGAUGGUAGCCGCACCGCUAUAUGAAAAUGACCAUUUAAACUUGAAAUCCGAAACUUCUGUGGAAACGAACAACAAAAAUGAGAAAGAGCAGCCGGCUGAUGAGCGCCGAGAACAUUUAUUUCAUGAGCAGCCAACAGAAGACACGAAUGACAAACUGAUUACUAACAAGCGUAAAAGAAGCUCGCAGCCCAGUCCUUGUAUCAUGGAUAUAGAUACUGCAAAAAACGAUGAAAAGCAGGAGAAUGAGCAGGAAGCUGUUCAGGAAAGCACCGUUAACGAGAAUUUGGAUAAUUAUGCCACUGAGAGUAUGGAUAUAUGCCCACCAAAUGAACCUACGGCGGUCAUAACUCCACCCGAACACAACGAACACAGCACUGCUGAGGUAAAAAAUGAAAUAUCAGAUCAGAUGGGAAAGGGCACAUCAUCAUCAUCAUCAUCUAGCCGUUCACAGCGCUUAGCUAAUCGUAAACAAGCUGCACCUUUGCCACCGCUUAAAAGAAAGCACGACGAAUUGUCUGACACUGAUAAUGAAAGUAGCAUGGAGGUAUCGACAGCAGCUAGUGAAAUGGCCAAGGUAGAAGAACCGCCCAAAGAGGAAAAAAAUCCCAAGGCUACUGAGGCGGCCACGAAAAAGGAAACGAAAAAUGAUGAAGCCUCUGUAGAGCAAAUCAAAAUUGACGCACCAGCAUCAAAACCCGAAGAAGAUAAGGUGGUUGCUGAAACGCAGGUGGAAACAAAAAAUGAUAAGCGUGUACCCAACUUAUUUCCCAAACUAAGGGCUAAAAAUUCUGGAAAACUAAACGAGGAGAUAGCUAACGAAACUGAAGUAACAGAGGCAACACCCAAGGAAACACCAGCCAUAGAGCCAAAGCCAGAUAUGCCAAGCGCAGAGAAGGAAUCCAGCCGUGAAACCGAAGUUAUAAAAUCAUCUCCAGUUAAAGUGGAGUACAAUGCUAUUUCUAGAUCCCCCGAUGCGACAGCUAUACCUGCCAAUGGCCCCACAAAAACAACCAGUGAAAAUGAUGAAAAGGUGCUCGAGGCAGUGGCUAAGAAAACCAAGAAAUCUCUUUUUAAUGACAAUGAAAGUAAAAUUAUCAAACCCGAAAUUGAGGCAGCAGUCAAUGCCAAAACGCCCAGUCCAACAACGGCAGAAAGCAGCACCAAAGUGGCAGAAUCGCCAACAAAGACUUUGCAAGCCGAAAGUUCUAAUAACCCUACAACUGCUCCUUCUGCCACUAUUAAUUCUCCCAAAAUACUACAGAAACCGGAGGUAGCUAACAAAACCGCAGAACCUGAAGGCUCUGGAUUGUUGGAGGAGUCUACGAAAAAAACUGAGCAUGCCAAUGUCUCAGUUAUUGAGGAAAAUAAAUCAAAAUUUGAAACUCAAGAAGUUAAAACUACUCUCCCAUCUUCCGUGGUUGAUGUUAAGCCUUUGCCAGCGGAACAGCCAACAUCUACAGCUGUAGCCGAGAAGAAGGUUAAGCCAGAGCCCACAAAAGAACCAGAAAUGCUUAAAACUGAGCAAUUAUCGCCCGCCCCAAAAAACAAUAGUCCCAUGAAUGAGGCAUCUGCAAAUUCCAUUCCGGAGGCUGUAAUCACUGUAAAUCAAUUUGCUAUGUCCUUAAAUCAGGAUAAAAUGCAAUUGCCAAAUAAAGUCACUAUGGAGAAAGCAACACCAGUAGAGGCUAAACCUCAGCACGAGAAGAUGAUGUCUAAGACACCCAUUCUUCCUGCCAGCAGCAUAACACCUUUAACUAUUGCCUCAUCCAUAAAACCCGAAAUUAUACAACCCACAUUGGUGGUGCCCGAAUUAAAAAAGGAACAUCAAAGUAAUAAAAGCCCCAUCAAGAUGGCAGCCGGAACAAAUUUAUUGGACACAAAACCCCCAAUAGCAACCGAAACGCCUUUGCUGCACACCACUAACGCUGGAAGCAGCAGCGCCAGCAGCAGCCAAUCAAGUCAACAUGUUCCAAGCGCUGCCGAAAUGCGUGCUCAGCAAACAAUUCAGCAACAACAAGUAGUUGCAGCCGUCGCGGCCGCUGCCGUAGUCGCCGCUUCCAUACCAAACGCUUCUGUUGUACAGCAAACAUCUUCGAGUUACGCUAAAACCGCGGUAGACAAAUACAAAUGUAAAACGGAAAAGUCGGCAGACUACAUGAGCAGUGCCAACGAAAAGCACCCGACUCAUGAGAAACACACAAAAUCGACCAGCAAAUCAAACAAGUCCGAAACAAAAGCUUUGGAAGCCAAGAAAAUGGCACACGGUAGUCGUGAGAAACAGCAGGAGCAACAGAAUAAAAUGGCUGCACAAAGUCAGGCUGUUGUCAAAGGCCUGCAUGGAAAUAUCCAAAUUAAGGAAGAGGACUCUCGGCUUCUGCAGGCAUCCAUGUCGGGUUCGACAACACCCGCAAAUGUCCACGACAAACUUCAUUUCAAGCCUUCAACAGAUCAUAAUCUAAAUACCAUGGACUUGAACAAGAUUCCUCCCCAGUUUCCCAUAUCGAAUUACCAGCAGUAUUGGCAGUGGGACUACUAUGGCUACAAUCUGUCGCAUUUGGAUGCCACGGCACAAAAGAAUCAAAAUAAAUUCCACAAAGAUUUGGCUACCUCGAUGGUCUAUAACAACUUUACCCAGAAUCUAUAUCAGUCGGCCAAUUUGGCUAUGCAACAUCAUGCCCAUCAACAGCAUAUACAACAGCAGCAGCAGCAACAACAGCAGCAUCAACAGCAGCAUCAUCCCAAGGAUAAAUUAAAAGCGGAACGCAAAACAAGUCCCCUGAAGAAGGAGGAUGUCAUGAAAAAUGUUGCUGCAGCCACUGCCGAAAUGAUGCGUGAAGAGAGUGCUGCUGCUUCAGCAGCUGCUGCCGUCGCCGCGGCCGCUUGCAAUUACAACAACAGCUUAUAUGGCGCGGGCAGUGCCAGUGGUGGUUCAUCUUCAGCACUAAAAAACCGUACCCAAACAGAUCAUAUACGUUCCAUGAAUCAGCAUCAAAAUGCCACGGCAUCUAAUAAAUAUCAGCAACAGCAACAACAAAAUCAACAAGCUGCAAAUUUGUUAAACACACAGCAGCAGUUACAUCAGCAGCAACAUCAGAAAGUUAAACCAGAACAGGCCAACGCAAGCAAUGCAUCUUCAAAUGAGGACAAUAAAAUGAAAUCUGGAAAUUCGGCAGCCUCAGGCAUGGCAGGUAAUGCACAAAAUGCCGGCCAACAACAGCAGACGACCACUGUUAGCCCAGAAAUGACCUCUCCCAUGAUGUAUACUAGCGAAAAUUCCGGCAACAACAAUGGUGGUGCAAACAACAAUCAAAACAGUACUGGUGGUAAUAAUAAUUCCAACAAUGGCAGUGUUGCUGGCAGCAGCAGCGCAAGCGCUGGCAACAACUCCAAUGCAGCAAUGCAUCAUUAUGCCAAUGAAUGUGGUCUCAGUGUACCAAUCGGUAUGGAUUCCCCUGCCAGUAUAGCAAGUGACAUUACACAAAAUUCUUCGGAUGUUUCCAAUAGCGUUCAUAUGCAACAACAGCAGCAGCAGCAACAACAGUUCUCCAACUGUUCCAUGCAAAAUCAGGGUACCAAUACGCCCAUGCAUAUGGCGAUACAUACACCCCAUAUACAGCAACAACAGCAACAAAAUAACAUGAACAUCAAUAAUCAAAACCUGAAUAAUUUGGGAAAUAACCAGCAACAGCAGCAACAACAACAUAAUUCGCAACAACAGAAUCGUAAAAUAAAUCAAAAUGAAAAUUCUUCUACUGGCCAACAAAGAUCGACUACACCUAAACUUAUGAGAAAUACAAAUUCAUCUUCAUCAAAUGCACACAGACAGUCUAAGCAGCAGCAGCAGCAACAACAACAACAACAGGCUUUAAAUAAUAAUUUAGCCCAACAACAACAACAGCAGCAGCAACAGCAGCAGGCUUUGGCUAAUCACAAUAGUCAAAACAAUAAUACGGAUCAACAACAACAAAGUCAACAGGAGCAAUUGCAUAAUAUACAACAAUUUGCCCAGUUAAAUGCCCAUGCCCAUCACCAAAAUAUGCAAGGUGGUGGCGGCGGUGGUGGUGGUGGAAAUGGCGGUGGCUCCGACAAUCUAUAUAUUCCACAUUUGGGACAAAAUUAUCCUAGUAAUUCGUCCAAUUCAUAUGAUUUGUCAUCAAUGCCGGCCGUUAUACAGCAACGCAUGUCUAUAAACAGCGCCAUCAAUACGCACGCUGGUUCGGUGCGUGUCGAGCAGCCCUCGCCUUCGUGUGCUGUAAAUAAUUUUUAUUUGCAAAAUAAUUUAAAUUCAAAUGAAUCGAUUAAUAAUACAUCCCGUGUGCCUAUAUCCAUACCAUCGGGUGGUUCAUCGUCGGGCUCAGCCUCGGCUAAUGAGCAUUUGAAUCAGCAGCAGCAACAACAACAACAGCAGCAGCAACAACAACAGCAACAGCAGCAGCAACAA
Stomoxys calcitrans (stable fly) is the source of this 8167-nucleotide messenger RNA. RefSeq names its product histone acetyltransferase KAT6A (gene enok). NCBI's taxonomy places the organism in Eukaryota, Metazoa, Arthropoda, Insecta, Diptera, Muscidae. Gene Ontology annotation, cellular component: nucleosome; MOZ/MORF histone acetyltransferase complex. The annotation marks the transcript as partial. Gene Ontology annotation, biological process: regulation of DNA-templated transcription; nucleosome assembly. The record is from RefSeq and is a predicted model, not a curated record. Gene Ontology annotation, molecular function: histone acetyltransferase activity; DNA binding. The transcript has 6 exons.